Molecule: messenger RNA, 477 nt
Organism: Durotheca rogersii
Lineage: Eukaryota; Fungi; Ascomycota; Sordariomycetes; Xylariales; Xylariaceae
Exons: 1
Coding region: 36-296 (86 amino acids)
Source: RefSeq, a predicted model, not a curated record
CUCUCGCGCUCGCUCUCGCGCUCUCCCAUGCCCCCAUGCUAUCUCCGGCUUUUUCUUUUCUUCUUCUUCUUCUUCUUCUCUUACGUACGGUGGCCCGUGACAUCUUGGGCGGCUACGUGUGCGUGCGCAAAAAAAGGCGAUGCGUUCAGAAUGUUGUCGAGGGGAUCGAGCGUUAUCUCGCUGGACAUAUGCCGUGUCGUAUGGCCCACUUGGAGUUGGCUGUGAAUGGCAUAACCAUACGUGCUAGCCGUCUCCGUUGGAGCGUGUUAGUGCGUUGCCAUCGUCGUAUGCAGUAGGGAUACCCGAGGAACGCCCUCUCGAUUCGGAGUUGCGCUGAUUGCCGAGAUUAUAUCGACAUGGUAUACGAAUGUGCGUGUAAGUGCGAACACAGUCGACAACUCGAAUGGGGCCAAUGGACGGCAACGGACGGACGGGCAAGACGACGAAACGGAGAAACGAAGAGGAAAAGAGGAGAGA